Durio zibethinus is the source of this 3124-nucleotide messenger RNA. RefSeq names its product mechanosensitive ion channel protein 10-like. NCBI's taxonomy places the organism in Eukaryota, Viridiplantae, Streptophyta, Magnoliopsida, Malvales, Malvaceae. The record is from RefSeq and is a predicted model, not a curated record. Gene Ontology annotation, biological process: detection of mechanical stimulus; transmembrane transport; monoatomic anion transport. Gene Ontology annotation, cellular component: plasma membrane. Gene Ontology annotation, molecular function: mechanosensitive monoatomic ion channel activity.
GCGUUCAUCUAGAACUACGAACUUAGCCAUGGUCAAAUUUUUAAAAUCUGAUCCUCGUUUUAUUUUUUUUUUUAACUUUUUUAUUCACUCCAGCAUUUUCCAUUAUUCUUUGUUUAUUUCUUAGAAAACUUUGUUAGCUUAUAAUGUGAGAGCUGUAACAAGUGCAAGUGCAUGUCUAUCACUUUCUGAACUAAAAAUCUCUCAAUCUUGGUGUUUUCCUGGUGUGUUUCUUGCUUUACCAUAACUUUCCUACUUUCGGUUUGGUGUCUUUGCACUGCUUAAGUACUGUACUCGACUUUCUUGUUUUUACUCUUCUGGGUAUUGUUUUGAUGCUUACAUUUUCUGGAAACCUGUAUCUUUUUUAGGGGUUUUAAUGGAAGCUAAAGACAUGGCAGAGAAAAUAAGCAUUUCAGGAGGAGAAGUGGUGAUCAAUGUUUCCGGUGAAGAAAAUCCGAAAGGGCCAAAAGGGUCUUCUCAAAAAGAAGCAGAGUCAUUGGUCCCUAAGGAAAAUGCUCAAGGUUCAACCAACAAAGCAUCAACUGAAUCUGGUGCUGUUACUGCUGGUUUGGCUAAACCAGUGCCAGUGCGCUGCCCGUCUUCGGGGACCACAAAAUUUGGUCCAACUGCAAAUAAGCCAUCCAAAGUCCCAAGAACAGGUAGUGAGCCCCUUACUCGAAGAACGUCAUUUGCGAAACCCAAGUCAAGAUUUGGAGAACAAUCUUAUCUUCUUGAAUCUGAUCAGAUGGAGGAGAAAACUUUUGCUAAUCAGGAACAAGUUGGUGGUAAUUCACCUUAUAGACACUCCUUCAAUAAGGCCUCGCCUAAUAACAAGUCGGCGAGAAGUAUCGUGACGGAUUCUGCUGUGUCAAAAACGUUAUCAAUGACCUCUACAGGCCCAACUGGAGAAAAUGAAUACGAGGAGAUAAUUAAGAAAGUAAAACUGCAUAAAGAAAAGCUUAGGGGAGUGAAACCUAAGGUUGUGAUUGAGUGGGUCGUAUUUUUGUUCCUCUUGGGGUGCUUAAUAGCAAGCUUAACUGCAGAUAAACUACAGAACACGCAAUUUUGGGGUUUGCAAAUUUGGAAAUGGUGUGUACUUGUGAUGGUUAUAUUCUGUGGUAUGUUGGUUACUCGUUGGUUUAUGCGUCUGGUUGUUUUCUUGAUUGAGAUUAACUUUCUGCUACAGAAGAAAGUGCUAUAUUUUGUUCAUGGUUUGAAGAAGAGUGUUCAGGUGUUUAUUUGGCUAAGUUUAGUUCUUGUUACUUGGGUUCUUUUGUUUCUUGGUGUUGAGAGAUCAAAGACUGCCACAAAAAUUCUCGAUUAUGUAACCUGGACACUAGCAAGCAUUCUCAUUGGAGCAUUUUUGUGGUUGUUGAAGACUUUGUUGUUAAAGAUAUUGGCUUCCAAUUUCCAUAUGGACAAAUUCUUUGACAGAAUACAAGAAUCAGUCUUCUAUCACUACGUACUUCGAACUCUUUCUGGACCUCCAUUCGUGGAGAUUGAUGGGAUUCGUAAAUCACGAGCUCAUUUGACUGUUAGCAACGCAAAAAAGGGUAAAGGAGCAAAAACCAAAAAAUUGAUUGACAUGGAAAAGGUCCAUAAAUUAAAGCGAGAAAAAGUUUCAUCUUGGCACAUGAAGGUAUUGGUAGAUGCUAUAGUGAAUUCAGGGCUUUCCACAAUCUCCUACACGUUAGAUGAAAGUGCUUAUGAUGAAGCUGGUGAACAAGCAGAUAAAGAAAUUACUAAUGAGGAGGAAGCACAGUAUGUUGCUCAUCAAAUUUUCUCAAACGUUGCCCGACAUGACAGUAAUCACAAUCGCCAUUGCAUUGAUGAGGAUGACCUCUUAAGGUUCAUGAUUAAGGAGGAGGUGGAUCUUGUGUUUCCAUUGUUUGAAGGAUCAAGCACUGGAAAAAUUGACAGAAAAAGUUUCACAAACUGGGUGAUAAAGGUUUACAAGGAUCGAAAAACACUAUCACAUGCUUUGAAUGACACCAAAACAGCUGUAAAGCAAUUAAAUAAGAUAGUGGCAGUGAUCCUGAUUAUUGUUUCUGUUAUCAUAUGGCUUCUUUUGGUGGAAAUUGCAACCACAAAAGUGCUAUUGCUACUUUCAUCGCAGCUUGUUGUGGCGGCUUUUAUGUUUGGAAACACCUGCAAGACUAUAUUUGAAGCUAUCAUAUUUGUAUUUGUGAUGCAUCCAUUUGAUGUUGGUGAUCAUUGCGUGGUUGAUGGUGUUCAGUUGUUGGUCGAGGAGAUGAAUAUUUUAACGACUGUUUUCCUGAAGCUUAACAAUGAAAAGGUGUACUACCCAAAUUCAGUUUUGGCUACCAAGCCCAUCAGCAACUAUUACAGAAGCCCAGAUAUGAGUGAUGCUAUAGAGUUCUCCAUUGAUUUUAUGACACCGGCGAACACAAUAGGCAGGCUGAAAGAAGAAAUAAAGAAGCAUUUGGAGGCCAAUACCCUGUGGUAUCCUAACCACCUUGUGGUGGUUAAGGAGAUUGAGAAUGUCAAUAAGUUAAAGAUGGCUCUCUAUUGUAAUCAUACAAUGAACUUCCAGGACUUUAGAGAGAAGAACAGGCGUAGAACUGAACUGGUCCUUGAAUUGAAGAGGAUUUUUGAGGAGCUGGGUCUAAGGUACAAUCUCCUUCCCCAGCAUGUGAAUCUCAACCAAGUCAAUCAAGACAGGCCAGAUGCAACAUAUGCGACCACCUAAUCAUUAUUGCUUAUUGCUCAAGAGUGUUUUAUAUGAUAGGGAUGGCAACACGCAGGUACGGUUAUGGUAGUAUGGCAAAGAAUGGUAAUGAAGCCCUUUUAGUUGCCGUAAUCUAAAUUGUAUGAAGGAAAAUGGUUACCGCACAAGGCAAGUUCCAGGUGGUAAAUGUAAGUAUUUAUUUAUUUAGUCCGGUCAGAUUUUGGGAUGUAAGCUUAUAAUUGUAUAUAUGGAAUUGAAGACUCAAGACCAAUGCUAUGUAUCAUUAUAAUUUGGUUCGAGUUUUGUAUUCCUUAUCAAGUUUUAAGCAAGACGAAUGCUUUGACUUUUGCCAUGUUUCAAAGUCUCUGAUCCAAUAUUCAUAUGCUUAUCGGGAAGAGUUCAGUCUCUGAAGCUAGUUUUCUCUAUGAAUUAUGAAGU